Molecule: messenger RNA, 780 nt
Organism: Lindgomyces ingoldianus
Lineage: Eukaryota; Fungi; Ascomycota; Dothideomycetes; Pleosporales; Lindgomycetaceae
Exons: 2
Coding region: 1-780 (259 amino acids)
Biological process (GO): amino acid transmembrane transport
Cellular component (GO): membrane
Molecular function (GO): L-amino acid transmembrane transporter activity
Source: RefSeq, a predicted model, not a curated record
AUGGCUUCGUCAUCGGACGAGGAGCGACCUCUCCUGUCUCGAUCAGAAUCCUCGUCAGGGAGCGCCAAAACUUUAUUCGGAGACGAUGAAGAAUCAAGCACCACAGCCACCGAGAUAAAUCGCUCGAUCGAAGAUGACGUCUUACCCGAGACGUCAAUAAUAGGCCGAACACUCGGUUGGCGAUCCGCCUACAUUCUGGUGAUUUCACGCGUCAUUGGAAGCGGCAUCUUUGCGACGCCUGGAGCAAUAGUUAAAUCAGUUCGGAGCGUGGGAUUGAGUCUUUCUCUUUGGAUUGUGGGUGCUAUAAUCGCUGCUUGCGGGCUUGCAGUUUCUUUGGAAUACGGGUGUGCUUUGCCGCGAUCUGGAGGAGAAAAGGUCUAUCUCGAAUAUACGUAUAGGAAACCUCGGUUUCUAGCAUCAACGCUUGUGGCAGUCCAAGCAGUACUCUUAGGGUUUACCGCCAGCAAUUGUAUUGUCUUUAGCCAAUACACUCUUUUCGCUUUCGACAUCGAAGCUAGCGAUCUUGUUCGAAAAUCGCUUGCCGUUAGUCUCCUCACGGCCAUAACCAUCAUCCAUGGAUGUUUCCUCAAGCUCGGAAUACGCAUCCAAAAUAUCCUAGGAUGGAUUAAAGUCGGCCUAGUAAUAUUUAUGAUUUUUGCGGGUCUCUUCGUAGUUAUUUUUCAGCCUCAUGACUCCCACGAAGGAAGAAGUCACUUCCCAAAGGCCACAGAGCUGUGGAAGGAUUCAGAUUGGAGCUGGGGUGUGACGAGCAGGUAUUAG